AUGCCUCAAUCACCGUCUAUGUCGCUCCUCACCACGGUCAUGGGAAUCAUCCCCAUCAGUUUUGGUAUCAACGCCAUCCUGCGUCCCGAACAUGCCUUGACCUUCUUCGAGUUUGAACCCCCCGUUGCUCCCCGCGACCGAAGCCUUGUCGACAACCUGAUGAUUGUAUACGGCGUGCGGGAUAUCUUCAUGGGCCUCGCCAUCUACGCUGCCGGGUUUCUCGGCACUCGCAAGUCCCUUGGUUGGACGCUGAUCGCUACCAGUGCGGUCGCCAUCGCUGACGGCGCUGUGUGUUGGAGCCAGGGCCAUGGACAAUGGAAUCACUGGGGAUAUGCUCCUGUCCUUGCCAUUAUCGGGGGCCUUCUGGUUCGGUCUGACGGCAAAGAUAAUACGGACAAAACCAAAUGA
Messenger RNA from Aspergillus fischeri NRRL 181, 408 nucleotides. Its product is annotated as DUF4267 domain-containing protein. NCBI's taxonomy places the organism in Eukaryota, Fungi, Ascomycota, Eurotiomycetes, Eurotiales, Aspergillaceae. The transcript has a single exon. The record is from RefSeq and is a predicted model, not a curated record. The coding region runs from base 1 to 408 and encodes 135 amino acids.